CUGGAGACCGGAGUCGGAGAAGGAGGAGGCGGCGGUGGCGGGGACACAACAGAACUCCGACUUUAAUUCUGUCCAAAAAAACUAACGUUAGAAUCUUUAUGAUGCUAAAAUAAUCCGCUCGCUACUAUUGCGAGGAACUUUUGAGUUAUUUCAGGAAGUUUUAGAAGAAGCCGAGUGAAGUUCAGGCGAGCAGAAACUCCUCCAAACCCUGCAGCAGCACCAUGGCGCUCAGAGCAAGAGCUUUAUACGACUUCGUGUCUGAGAAUCCUGGAGAGAUCUCAGUGGUGGAGAACGAGAUGUUAACUUUAUACAGCGAGGACGUAGUGGACGGAUGGCUGGAAGGAACAAACAGCCGUGGUGAGUCGGGACUUUUCCCUGCUUCGUAUGUGGAGAUCCUAAGCAGUGAAGAAGGAUUUUCAUUACAAGGUAACGGGACUGCUGGAAACGUCUAUAGCCCCAGGACCGGAAGUGAUCAUGUGUGCCAAGUGAGAGGGGACACGUCAAGCGAGUCCACCCCUCAGAGUCACGGUUAUCCGACCAGCCAAGGCAGCGAUGACGACUGGGACGACGACUGGGACGACAACCCGACAACGACUACAGCAACGACGAGUCACGACCCGAGAGUCCAUCAGCACAAACACCAGCCCAGUCGUGCGAACUCGGUGUCUUCACGCGGCAGCGCCGGCCAUCAGGCCCGAAGCUCGGCUACGGUCGGAAAAAACCUCAACAGGUUCUCCACCUUCGUGAAAUCAGGUGGCGAGGCAUUUGUUUUAGGUGAGGCAUCCGGAUUGGUCAGAGACUGCGAUCAAAUCUGCGUGGUCAUGAGUCAAUUCGGUCCAGAGUGGCAAGAGAACCCACAUCCUUUCACGUGCACCAUCGAUGAUCCGACCAAACAGACCAAGUUCAAGGGGAUGAAGAGUUACAUGUCGUACGGCCUCCUGCCCAGUCACACGCAAAACCCCGUCAACCGCCGCUAUAAACAUUUCGACUGGCUGUACGCUCGUCUUGUGGAGCGUUUUCCUGUCAUCUCGGUUCCCCACCUUCCCGAGAAGCAGGCUACGGGUCGCUUCGAGGAGGACUUCAUAUGCAAGCGCAGGAAGGGUCUGAUCUGGUGGAUGAACCACAUGACGAGCCACCCGGUGUUAUCCAGGUGCGAUGUCUUCCAGCACUUUCUGACCUGCAGCAGCAGCGACGAGAAAACCUGGAAGCAGGGAAAGCGCAAGGCCGAGAAAGAUCACCUGGUGGGUGCCAACUUCUUCCUCACCAUCGUCCCGCCGACUGCCCCGCUCGACCUCCAAGAGGUGGAGAGCAAAGUGGAUGGCUUCAAAACGUUCACCAAAAAGAUGGACGAGAACAUCGUGCAAGUCAAUGUGACCAUCGGGGAGUUCUCAAGGAAGCAGAUGACCGGAUUUAAAAAGGAGUAUCAGAAAGUCGGACAGGCCUUUCGCUUGCUCGGACAGGCCUUCGAAUUGGACCAGCAGGCGUAUUCGGUCGAUCUGAACCAAGCAAUGGCGUUCACCGGGGCCACCUACGAGACCAUCGGGGACUACUUUGCUGAACAACCUCGGCAGGAUCUGGAACCAGUGUCGGAUCUUUUAGCGAUUUACCAGGGACAUCUAGCAAACUUCCCAGACAUCAUCCACGUUCAGAAAGGAGCUCUAACCAAAGCGAAGGAAAGCCAGAAGGACAAAGACAUGCAGGCGACACACGACAUCCACGAGCGCUGCAACAUCAUUUCCUGUGCCACGCUGGCCGAGAUCCAGCACUUCCACCGCACUCGAGUACGCGACUUCAAGGCCCAGAUGCAGCAUUACCUCCUGCAGCAGAUCUCCUUCUUCCAGAGGAUCACAGCCAAGCUGGAGGAAGCGCUGCACAUGUACGACCAGGCGUAAACCAGAAACGCAGACAGGAACGCUUCGUCUGAGCAACCCUGAAAAAAUAUGCACAAUCAGGACAUUUACACGUUCGCACGCUGUAGACGUUCUCAUCACGUCUCUUAAACAGACAAGAUCAGGAACGCGUGUGCAGGACAUAAUAUUUACACACACAUCAAAACAGAGGCCCAGAAAUAUGCAAAAUGUCUCGCUCUCAUUUUUCUCUUUAUAGCAAAAACAAUUAAGAUGAGAAAACCUAAUCUUUUUUUAAAACUGGAAAUUAAUUCAAAAUUAUGAACAAUAUCAUACUUGUGAAUUUCCUGAAUAUCCACUAUAUAAAACUUAUAAAAAUAUCUUUGUUGGUAAAUUUUAAUUAACCAUCAUUCCUGAAGUUAUAGGGCAAUAAAAACAAUUAUAUUAAAUAAUAUUAAUCAAUUAAUAAAUAAUAUUAAUAACAAAAAUAAUACUAAUUUUUUUAAUGAUAUGGGGGAUAACAAAUGUAUUUAUUUAGUGUUUAAGAAAUCUAAAUUUAGAAUUUAGAUCAAAAUAUCACAAAAAUCGAUAAAUGUUAAUGAUGAAUACUUUUUAUAAUUAGUAAUCUUUACUUUUUGCUGUAGUUUUUAGGUGCUUAUAAUUUUUUUAUUUUUAUAAUUAAUUUUUGUUUAAAAAUUGCUAAAUAAAAAAAGACUUGUUUUUAGAGUUUGUAAUUAUAAAUAAUACCUUUAGUUUUUUCUUUAUUUGAAAUGAAAUGAAAUUGGUUACUUUUCAGGAUUUAAAGUUACCUACAGAAGUAUUUAUUUAGUGGAUAUUCAGUGAUUUGUUUUAUACAUGUGCACAUUUGUACAGUCUUUAAAGCCUUUUUUUAAUCCAGUAACAUUUAUGAUCUAACCAUGUUUGGUUUCCAUUCAACGUUUCUCAUUUGAUAUAUGAAACCAUUUUUUUUUACGCAGUCAGAGAAACGCAUGACUCGUCAGCAUGAACCCCGUAACCCAUUUCCUGUAUCUCUUUCUUCCCAGCACCACGUCCCCUCACCCCGCUUUCAGCUUUUGGACCAUAACGGUGGUUUUGUUUUUAACAGCUGGAAUUUGUGCCUUAGUUCAAUGAAGUUUUAUUUCUUGAGUCAUUUUUAAAUACAGAUCUGUAUUUAUGAAUCUCA
This is a messenger RNA of Silurus meridionalis, 3030 nucleotides long. RefSeq names its product sorting nexin 18b (gene snx18b). The coding region runs from base 222 to 1892 and encodes 556 amino acids. The record is from RefSeq and is a predicted model, not a curated record. The transcript is spliced from 2 exons. Gene Ontology annotation, molecular function: protein binding; phosphatidylinositol binding. Gene Ontology annotation, biological process: endocytosis; cleavage furrow formation; endosomal transport. NCBI's taxonomy places the organism in Eukaryota, Metazoa, Chordata, Actinopteri, Siluriformes, Siluridae. Gene Ontology annotation, cellular component: cytoplasmic vesicle; plasma membrane.